GAUGAGGCUGUGGCAGCGUGCGGUACAGCCUUCAGUACAUUGGCCAAAUCAGGGCAUGUCUCCUUCUAUACGUCCUUCCUCGAAAAUACUUAGACUGACCUUGAUCAGGCGCAGCCUUCGUCGAAGACGAAGGAAACGACACUUGCACAUACUCUUCUGUUGACGGAAUCAGCCUCCCAGAGAACUACCACACAUUUCAACGCCUGUUCCCCACGUUUACGAUCUCCACGUCACCCAGUCAGUGCCGUUCAUUGUUGCUGCGAGGUUUGACGACGGCGUACAAGAGGUGCCGCAGAGCGAUGUACAGUUUGUAUGUAUAACGGCGAACAAUAAAACGAAGGGCAGUCGGGUCCCUGAGAGCAGGAAGCGCGGAUAGCUGGCAGUGCAAUAUCGAAAAACCGAGUAUAGAAGAAUCCACACCGCCAUCUCUUUGCGCUUGUACACCUUCACACAAGAUGCAGACACCAACUACCCACAUACUGCUCGCGGCAACACUUCCCCUCAGAACUACCCUGGCUCAAAACACAACGACAGAUUUCACCUCCACCCGCAAUGGUAUCUCUCAACUAGACGUCUGCUGUCUCAGCUUCCUCGACAUACCCUACAUCUCUUCGCCAAACGCCUCGGUUGAGUCAGUAGGCAGUGUUCCAUUCCUUGAACUGCCGAAUCAAGACCCCUGGCACCUUUUCAUCCUGGUGAACGACACAGGCCCCAACCUCAAUGGUGACUGUUUUCGCUAUACGCGCGAAAGCUUCCUCAGCGUCCCCAACAAAGCGUCGAAUACGAGCGUGUGUUUGUAUCAGUUCACGCCACUGAACACGACCAACUUGACCAACGGGUCUAGCUGCGCAGGUGUGUUUAGCGACGAGUGCAUGUUGUUCAUGCAGGAAAUGUUAUCGAACGCUACAAUUUCUGAGUGGAGGCCCGACAAUUCAUGUCCAGAUCCAUUCCUUUCCGGGGCACGAUUGGACCGGCUGCUUGAGCUUUGUGGGAGAUCAACGCCUAAUGCGCAGUUGUAUAGCCGUGAGUCUGCUUGCAAGUACCUUGCUUACGCCCUGUGUGUCUGCUGCCGAAUUGACAGGGUCACGAUUCGUUGUUCCGAAUGACAACUGCUCGUAUCCUUCGCUUCCGGGUGUUGAACUCCCCGGAUAACUGCCAGGCUUCAGCGCGGGGCAGUUCACAUUCUUUCUACGAUGACCAGAGUUAUCGUCGGGGUUCUCAGAUAUAUAUCCGGCGUUGACGUAUGAUCAGUUUGUCAGCCAGGUGGUGCUUUUCGCUGUUGUUGCUUCGUUUGGAGGCAAUCAGAAUAACGCAGUACAGUUCGUUUGCGUAACACCGAACAAAACGCAGUCGGGUAGUCAGGUUUCUGAGGAUAGGGCGCUGUGGGAAAGUGCUGCGACAGGUUGGCAGGUUGCUGGCAAGUUGGUGAUGGGAAUGGCCGGAGUUGUGGGUUUGGUACUU
Macroventuria anomochaeta is the source of this 1461-nucleotide messenger RNA. RefSeq lists its product as uncharacterized. The record is from RefSeq and is a predicted model, not a curated record. Lineage: Eukaryota; Fungi; Ascomycota; Dothideomycetes; Pleosporales; Didymellaceae. The coding region runs from base 456 to 1106 and encodes 216 amino acids. The transcript has a single exon.